Penaeus indicus is the source of this 2371-nucleotide messenger RNA. Its product is annotated as hemicentin-1-like. Gene Ontology annotation, biological process: homophilic cell-cell adhesion; synapse organization. The record is from RefSeq and is a predicted model, not a curated record. Gene Ontology annotation, cellular component: plasma membrane; neuronal cell body; axon. The transcript has 9 exons. Gene Ontology annotation, molecular function: axon guidance receptor activity. Lineage: Eukaryota; Metazoa; Arthropoda; Malacostraca; Decapoda; Penaeidae. The coding region runs from base 72 to 1565 and encodes 497 amino acids.
CCAGGGAACCCGGGCGGCGCCAGUUACUCUAGGGCGUGCAAAGGUUGAUGUCGGAGGGCUUGCCUUAGGCCAUGAAGCUGGUUCUCGUGGCGGUCGCGGCUCUGCUUGCCGGCGGCGCGGCAGUGGACCCCCUGAACAUCGUCGGCCAGCUGACGGUGUCGGAGCUGACCCAAGUCAUCAACGACAUCAUGGAGGAAGUGGUGACCAGAGUGGUGACAAAAACGAUCCCUUCCGUGCAGAAGCAAACGGUGCAAAACGAUGGAAUUGCACUGCAUCCCAACUGCUCUGACAACAACGUCUACAACGGCUGCGAUCUCGUUGUGCAGUACAAGUUGUGCAACAAAGCGACUUACUACGCACGCUACUGCUGCCGCUCCUGCACCCUCGCCAACCAGAUCCCUCUGUACGGGCAGCACCUGCUCAACAAUGCUGAAGCUCCUGUAGAGGCCAAAGUGACAACACCAAGCACGAGUGUCCAGCUGGGAUCUGAGGUGACGAUUUCUUGCCACACCAGCGGUUAUCCUGAGCCGGACGUGGCCUGGUUCAAAGGGAACAACAUCAUUCGGCUGUCUAAUAAGUACUCCUUAGGUGUGAGCGCGGCGCUGAAUCCCCUGGUGCAGCGACCAAGGUCUGACCUCACCAUUAAGGAUUUCGCAAGGGAAGACGCUGACACCUACAUCUGCGUGGCCGUGAACCAGGCUGGAAGGAACAUCAGCAGCAUUGAUUUGAGAGCUGAAGCCCCUAUCCAAGCUCGCAUUACGUCAAGGGACCAACUGUAUCCAGCUGGGGUGGACGUGACCCUGCAGUGCCAGGCCAAGGGCUACCAGACACCUGGUAUCGUCUGGUACAAGAACUUCGAGACAAUUGUAGAGUCUGACAAAUAUUUGAGGAAGGAAAAUGGUUCGGUGGAUAGACUACUAACAACAGUAGUGGAUACACUAACAAUCAAAAACGCCGACGAAAGCGACAGCGGGAGUUACAUCUGCAACGCAACAAACGAAGCCGGAUCCGAUACCAGUCAGAUAAGGGUUAAGGUGACAGAUGUUAUAAUUCACCCCAACUGCACUGAUGUGAUCGACCAUGAUGACUGUGUUAGGUACCUGAGUACAGAGUGUAGCGUCACCGAUUACAUUGCAAGGUUUUGCUGUCGGACCUGUACUCUCGUGGAACACUUGCCCGCCCAUGGACCACACCUUCUAAAUAUAGCUAAAGCGCCCUUGUCCGCUGACCUCCGACUGAGUGGCAGCGAUUCCGUUUGGAAAUUUCCUUGGGGUUCCAAUAUUGAUAUAUCCUGCACCUCCGGCAGUCUUCUCAAGCCUACAGUUCUGUGGUUUAAAGAUGGCCAUGUGAUUGAAGAAUCGGAAAAAUAUCGGAUACAAGUGAGCGAAGAGAAGGUGUGGGUGAGACAUUUCGUGAAGUCUCAGCUGACGGUGAAGACGUUGAAGGUCGGGGACAACGGCCGAUACACGUGCAGGGCCGUCAUCCUGGGCACCACCGAGGAGAGACACGCGACGCUUGUGUUCGAGCAGGACGGAUUCUUCUCGUUCAGGGAGCGUAUUCAGUAGUGGGGCUCCCGAAUAAGAUAUUCUGGAUAAACCAAACAUAUCCCAUAUUUACCUUGAAUAUUAAUAAUCGUAAGAUAAUCCGUAAAAGUCAGUGACAUCCAACUAAAGAAAAAUUAUCCACGAUGCUUUGUUCCAUAGAACAGCGCUCCUCCCCGAAAGCUUAGAUUGUUCUGCAGCUUGCUUAGCAUAUGCUGUUCACCUGAUUUCCUUCACAGGUGAUGCUAUUUUUAUACAGAAUGCUAACGUCUGAUGCUUCCGUAGAUUAUCCAUGGUAUGCAGUCCCAUUUACCAAUUACGUCCAUUUGAAACGUAGUUUGCAUAUUUUGAAAUUGUAUUCUAGGAAAAAAAUAGUAAUCAUUUUUCUUAUCGUUUUUACUGGAAAGGCUUUUUAUACGGUAAAUGCCAGGUAUGAAAGAUUUGAUAUAUAUUCUUGAUAAUAACCUAAUUUCCUACUACGUGGGCGGUAGAGAUUUACUUCUUCAUUUCUUGCUUAUGCUAUACAAAUAUAGACAAAUGACUGUAAUAUAUUCAAGCCUUAACCCACGUUCGGCAUCUGCAGUUUUUAUGCAGUAUUCUCUUUGUGACUUUUGAACAUUCAUUUUAAUCACAAGUCAGGUAGUCUGUCUCAAGUUUAAAUGUUGCCUGCAGAAUGUGUCCAGUGGUGUGUUUUCUCGUAAAUGGAUCUUGUUGACGCGUAACCUGUAACGCAUAUUUUGUAAUCUACUGUUGGAAAUAUCGGAAAUGUUCAAAUGUGCAAGUAUUUGGCUUGUGGUUGAAAGGAGGAAUUCUGCAUGACUUCUUACACU